AUUCGAAGAUUCACCCCUCCGCUAGGUAGUAGUUAAUUUGGAGAGUAAGAGGGCUUCAUAAGGGUCUUAGUAUAAAUAUCUUAGAUUGGAGUAGAUAAGUCCCCCGCAUUCAUGAAUAUUAAAACGGCGGAUUUGUUUGCGCUUGGUCGUGUUGCGACGUUAUCUUCGAGACCAACUUUGAGAUCAAUUACAUCACCAUUGGUGAAUAAAUCAAUUUGGGAUAGGAGACGAUUUUCGAGUCUUGAGAAAGGAAGAGAAUUUCGAAAAGGGAUCAUAUCGGAUUCGAUUGUGAAGCAACAAGUUAGAAUGGCUUCUAAGAUUACAGACUGGGUCAAGCAAGGCGAUACCAGUGGCGAGUUCAAACGCCAGGCCAGUUCGUUCCGCGAGUGGAUAUCGACGGAGCCUGGCGCGAGGUUCCCGCCUGAGAAAGGAAGAUAUCACCUUUAUGUCAGCUAUGCGUGUCCUUGGGCCACGCGAGCUCUUAUCGCGAGGAAGCUGAAGGGUUUGGAGGAUUUUAUUACAUUCUCAAGCGUGCACUGGUAUAUGGGCGAGAAGGGAUGGCGUUUUCCCACACCCGAGGAUACAGACGCCGCGGGCGAAAACGUGAUUCCGGACCCAGUCCCCGGCCAUGAAUCCUACACGCACCUGCGACAGCUCUACUUCGGCGUAGACCCGGAGUACAAGGGGCGUUUCACGGUUCCGGUACUCUUCGACAAGAAGGCCAACACCAUCGUCAACAACGAGAGCAGCGAGAUCCUGCGUAUGUUUGGUACUGCAUUUAACGAUCAAUUACCUCCCGAGUACGCGAAAAUAGAUUUGUAUCCCGAGGAGUUGAGGGCGCAUAUUGAGGAUGCGUUUGGUUGGACGUAUGAUGAUAUUAAUAACGGUGUUUAUAAAAGCGGUUUUGCGACGACCCAGGAGGCGUAUGAGGGAAAUGUGAAGAAGUUGUUUGAUGCAUUGGACAAGGCGGAGAGGCAUUUGAGGGAGACGGGAGGACCGUAUUGGUUUGGGGAUAGGAUUACCGAGGUUGAUGUUAGACUGUUCCCAACACUGAUCCGAUUCGACCCAGUCUAUGUCCAGCACUUUAAGUGCAAUAUCCGGGAUAUCCGGUCUGGAUAUCCGCAUCUACAUAAUUACACCAGGAACCUAUAUUGGAAGAAUGCGGCCUUCAGGGAUACGACGAAUUUCUUGCACAUCAAGAAUCAUUAUACGCGUAGUCACACUCAAAUCAACCCACAUUCGAUUACACCGCUGGGACCUGUCCCGGAUAUUUUACCCCUUGACGAGGAGGUUGAGGCUGUGAAGGCGGCUUUAGCGAAAUAAACGAAGCAAGGGGUUUCGUUUGGAUAGGGCGUCAGUGGUAACACCCGGUGUUAAAUAGACACCAUUAUUAUUUCUGUUUCACCCCUUGGUUCCUGAAUUGCAAUGUGCUAAUAGAUGUCCUUUGAGUAAGUCAGUUUGGUUUUAAUUAAGAACUUGGUCGGACGAUCACAGCGUUCAAGCAGUCCCUCGGUCAGGUAGGCAUUAACGCAUAGAAGAGCG
Hypoxylon trugodes is the source of this 1542-nucleotide messenger RNA. Its product is annotated as glutathione S-transferase. The coding region runs from base 112 to 1323 and encodes 403 amino acids. Lineage: Eukaryota; Fungi; Ascomycota; Sordariomycetes; Xylariales; Hypoxylaceae. Gene Ontology annotation, molecular function: glutathione transferase activity. The record is from RefSeq and is a predicted model, not a curated record. Gene Ontology annotation, cellular component: cytoplasm. The transcript is spliced from 5 exons.